Molecule: messenger RNA, 1836 nt
Organism: Chroicocephalus ridibundus (black-headed gull)
Lineage: Eukaryota; Metazoa; Chordata; Aves; Charadriiformes; Laridae
Gene: LMX1B
Product: LIM homeobox transcription factor 1 beta
Exons: 8
Coding region: 386-1588 (400 amino acids)
Biological process (GO): regulation of transcription by RNA polymerase II; neuron differentiation
Cellular component (GO): nucleus
Molecular function (GO): DNA-binding transcription factor activity, RNA polymerase II-specific; RNA polymerase II transcription regulatory region sequence-specific DNA binding
Source: RefSeq, a predicted model, not a curated record
GGGAAGCCCCGCCGCCCCGCCCGGCCCCGCCGCUCCGCCCGGCCCGGCCCGGCCCGGCCCCGGGAGGGCCCUCCGCGGAGGGCGUGGGGCUCCGGCGCUGCCGGCGAGCAGGUGACACCGCGGGCUGCCCUGCGCCGUGUGCGCGGCAUGUGCGCGCCCCUGUAGCCCCCAUGGGCGGCGGCGCCGGCUCCUGCCUCUGCCCCCCGUCUCUGGAAGUCCAGGCAGGAAACGCUCCUCAUGUCUCCCAGAUAAAAAUAAAAGCGACUCCCUCCUCCCGGCCGCAGAGUACCCCCGAGCUCGGCCAGACGCGGGGCUGAGCCGGCCCCGCCGCCCGGCAGCGCCUCGCCCCCGCCGCCCCGGAGCGCCGGGCCGCGCCGCCCGCCCCAUGGACAUCGCGACAGGUCCCGAGUCCUUGGAGAGGUGCUUCACGCGGGGCCCGUCGGACUGCUCAAAGAUGCUGGACGGUAUUAAAAUGGAAGACCACCCUCUGCGCUCGGGUCCCGCCACGUUGGGAGUGCUGCUGGGGUCGGAGUGCCAACACCAGGCCGUCUGCGAGGGCUGCCAGCGGCCCAUCUCGGACCGGUUCCUGAUGCGGGUGAACGAGUCCUCCUGGCACGAGGAGUGCCUGCAGUGCGCGGCGUGUCAGCAAGCCCUCACCACCUCCUGCUACUUCCGGGACCGAAAGCUCUACUGCAAGCAGGACUACCAACAGCUGUUUGCUGCCAAGUGCAGUGGCUGCAUGGAAAAGAUCGCCCCGACAGAAUUCGUCAUGAGAGCCCUGGAGUGCGUUUACCACUUAAGCUGCUUCUGCUGCUGCGUUUGCGAACGCCAGCUGAGGAAAGGGGACGAAUUUGUUCUUAAGGAAGGGCAAUUGCUCUGCAAAAGUGACUAUGAAAAAGAGAAAGACUUGCUGAGCUCGGUCAGCCCAGACGACUCAGACUCAGUUAAAAGUGAUGAUGAAGACGGAGAUGUUAAGCCCACCAAAGGACAAGUAACCCAAGGAAAAGGAAGCGAUGAUGGGAAGGACCCAAGAAGACCUAAACGACCAAGGACAAUACUUACCACACAGCAGAGACGAGCAUUCAAAGCAUCCUUUGAAGUGUCUUCCAAGCCCUGUAGGAAGGUCAGAGAAACACUAGCAGCUGAAACAGGACUCAGCGUGCGAGUUGUCCAGGUCUGGUUCCAAAACCAAAGAGCAAAGAUGAAAAAACUAGCACGAAGGCAUCAGCAGCAGCAAGAGCAACAAAACUCGCAGCGACUAGGGCAAGAAGUGAUGUCCAACCGAAUGGAAGGGAUGAUGACAUCUUACACACCACUCGCACCACCACAGCAGCAGAUUGUAGCAAUGGAUCAAAGCAGUUAUGGCACAGACCCAUUUCAGCAGGGUCUUACCCCUCCACAAAUGCCAGGCGACCACAUGAACCCUUAUGGAAACGACUCCAUUUUUCAUGAUAUCGACAGUGAUACCUCUUUAACUAGCUUGAGCGACUGUUUUCUUGCCUCUUCCGAAGUUAACUCCAUGCAGGCUAGAGUAGGAAACCCCAUUGACAGGCUGUACUCUAUGCAGAGCUCGUAUUUCGCCUCAUGAAAAUAAAAGAAAACAAACAGCCGGCGUGUAUUUAGCCAGUGACUUUUUCCAGUGCAGACUCUACAGCCAUAUGUUGCCCAGCUCUUUCUUCACAGUGACUCCUGCUGCCUCUGGACUGCAAAGAGCAUUUUUAGGAAGACUGUAUCUGUGUGCAUAUAUGUGUAUGUAUGUAUAUAUAUAUUAAUACCUACCUACAUACAUACAUAUAUAUAUAUGUAAACAAAACGCAUCCACCAGUCCUACCCUUG